GUGAAGUGGAAGAGGGAGGACAGGCAGAAAUAGGAGGAGGGGUACGAUGGAUGAGGAAAAGGACGCAGAAAAGAGUAGGGGUGCGGAGGAGAGAGUAUGGAGGAAAAUGAUGGGAGGGGGAGGAGGAGGAGAAGAGGGAGGAGCAGAAGGGAGGCUGGCACUCAGUCUGUUCGCCCAGCAGCAGCAGCAGGACAAUGGACUGUCUCCACUACGGAUCCUAACGGGCACCGGGCUGUUUCUGGCAAAUUGGAAUAUAAGGAGGUGAAUAUCAAACAGCUCCAGGAUGCUGCCGUCCUCAUCCCUGCUAAUCUGCUGUUCACCAGCGGCCAUCUGAUUUACCAAACAUGAUGAAGACUGAACCCCCGUCGGCCACGGGGGGCAACGGGACCUCCGGUGGUAGCAGUGGGGGAAGCGGGAGCUCCAACCUGCGGAGUCCCUCGCCCCACCGCAACGCCUAUGAGGCGGGGCUGGCGGCACUCAAAAAGGCCACUGACCACCUCAACAAUGCCGCAAACGGAGGUGCUGGCCCUGCCUCAAAACCCGCUCCUCUGCCUCGCCCAACCGGAAGGGGCCGGAAAUAUGGAUCAAAUGUUCACCGCAUCAAGAACAUGUUCAUGCAGAUGCAGUCUCCUGGUGAUGAGGAGGACGGAGCCAAAAUGAUUGCCAUCUUUCCAAUUAACUUUGGCAACUCAUUGGCAGGUGUAGAGCAGGGGGUGAAACUGUCCCUACCGAGGGCAUCCAGCCUUAACGAGAACGUCGACCACAGUGCCCUGCUCAAACUGGGGGCCACGGUCUCAGAGAGGGUCAACCGUUUUGACUCCAAACCAGGCGGAGAAGGCGGGGGCUUCUCCAAGCUCCAGGAGACCAGGAGGAUCUUCGAACAGCGGACUCUACAGGAGAAGCAAGCUGCCACCAACCGGAUCUUGCUGAAGAAGGAGCGGGCAUCGGGAUUCCAGGACAGCCGUCUAGAUGUUGUGGCUCGCUUUAAUGGCUCCACCGAGGCUUUGGACCGACUGGACGACCCCCCUGCUCCCUCUCCCGUUCCUGCUACUCUUCCCGCACCGGCUACUCUUCCUGCUGCGGCGGCUUCAGUCGGGCCCAGUGACGCCGUCAGCCCCACCGUGAGCCAGCUCAGUGCCGUGUUCGAGAAGACCGAACCGCAAACCAAUCUCCACGCCCCCCAACGUCGGUCAGGCCCUGCCCUAGCACCAAAGCCCAAACCUCCAGCCAGAGCGGAGGCUACCGGGAGAAAGGGGAAGCUGCUCCCUCCAGGUAAGGAGGACGACGAGGAGGUGGGAGUUGUUUGCGUCCAGGCAGCAGAACUAGCAGAAGUGAGCGGUUCUCUACAGGGGAGCUCAGGAGAAGUGAAGGCCAGCGAGGAGAAGGAUGGGUUCGGACAGUCGGGAGACCAGCUCCCCAACUCCUCCUGCUCCUACUCUUCCUCAUUGACCUCUUCCUCUUCGGACGUCAAACCAGAGUCGGAGGCCCAGCCAACGGCGACUGAAGCCAGGGGCUCAAGUACGGUGGUUGACCCAGAGCAAGAGCCCCAAGCUGAUGAGCCAGACGGCUCCACGGGGGGGUCAGAGGCCGGAGCCAGGCUGGUGCAGGCCGACGUUCACGCCUCGCUGGAAAACGGAGAAAAAGAGCCUCCAGGUUCCUCUCCCUCCUCGGAGGAGAGAGGAGAGGACUCUGAGAGGAGAGGGGAGGAAGGCGAGGAGGAGGAGGAUAACGAUGAGGAUGGCUCCAGGAAGGAGGAUUACUCUGAGGGUGAUCUGGUGGACAUCAGUGCGUACAGCGGGCUCGGCGAGGAGGACUCUGGGGGCAGCCAGCUAGACGACGAGGAGGAUGAGGAAGAUGAGGAAGCGUAUCAGCCGGAGACCAGCUGCUCCGAGAUCCCGGGUCUCCCAGAGGAAGAGGAGCCACCGCCACCCAAUAGGAAGAUUAAAUUCAGCACAGGGCCAAUCACAGUAUUCACCACCUACUCUAACGAAGACUAUGAUCGGCGUAAUGACGACGUUGACCCCAUGGCGGCGUCAGCCGAGUACGAGCUGGAGAAAAGAGUAGAGAAGCUGGACCUGUUUCCUGUAGAGCUGGAGAAGGACGGUGAUGGUCUGGGUAUCAGUAUUAUAGGUAUGGGUGCAGGAGCUGAUAUGGGUCUGGAGAAACUGGGGAUCUUUGUUAAGACAGUCACCGAUGGAGGAGCUGCACAGAGAGACGGCAGGAUCCAGGUUAAUGAUCUGAUAGUGGAGGUUGAUGGGACCAGCCUGGUCGGCGUCACUCAGAGCCUCGCUGCCUCUGUCCUCCGCAACACCACCGGCACCGUCAGGUUUGUGAUUGGUCGGGAGAAGCCCGGGGAGCAGAGUGAAGUGGCUCAGCUGAUCCAGCAGACUCUGGAACAGGAGAGAUGGCAGAGAGAGAUGAUGGAGCAGAGAUACAAACAGUACAUGGACGAUGACGAAGAGACGGGUGAAUAUGCGACGGACGAGGAGGAGGAGAUGAGUCCGGUGUUUCCAAACUCCAUCGAGGUUUUCGACCUGGCCGAGAACCAGGACAUGUUGUCUCCUGUGGAGCUGGACCCCGAGAAGCUAGCCCACAAGUUCAAAGAGCUCCAGAUUAAACAUGCAGUAACCCAGGCGGAGAUCCAGCUGCUGAAGAGGAAGCUGGCUCACGCGGAGCAGGAUAAGUUGCGUUGGCGGAUGGAGCGCGCUCAGUUGGAGCAAAACAUCCGGGACAGUAAAGAGAGGAUGGAGAAACUGGAGGGCUACUGGAUGGAGGCGCAGUCCCUGUGUAAGGCAGUGGAUGAACACCUAAAGGAAACCCAGGCUCAGUACCAAACUCUAGAGAGGAAAUACAGCAAAGCCAAGAGACUGAUUAAAGAGUACCAGCAGAAGGAGAUUGAGUACCUGAAGAAGGAGACGGCUCAGCGUCGAGCACAAAAAGAGAAUGAGGCAACACAUAAAGAGGAGGCGGACAAUCUGCAGGAAAAGAUUACAGACUUGGAGACAAAAGUGGAUGCCCUGAAGACCCCCCAACCCUCCUAGACUGCUGCUGCUACUUCCUACCUCCUGUCUGGGACUGGAAGAAGAGGAGCUCUGCCUUCAUUCUGACCUAGGCUGUAUUUUAAUCCAAUCAACCAUUUACUGCACGGAGAGGUAGUGGGGGGGGGGGGGAGAAUAACAGGGAUGACAAUUGUGAAAGAGAGGACAAAGGGGGGGCGACAUUCAAAGAGGAAAGAAGCAUCCUCUCAUCUGACAUUUAACCAGCGAUCAAUAACCAGUCAAUAACCAAUCCCAAAAAUGCUCCCUCUGUAAUACCCAGAAUCCUCCUUGUGUGUCUUCCUGGCAACCCGGCUUGGCAAUCAACACGGAAACCACAUUCAACAACCUGUGCUUUAUUUAUGGAUGAUCUGUAUUGGCUUCUCCUCUCUUCAAUAUCUUACCCGGAUUCAAAUUUAUUUUAAAAGAAGCGCUUUUAUCGAACGGGCUCGUCACAAAGUGCUUUACAGAGUGACAAGAGGGCACGACCGCAAAAUAAAACCGAGGAAAAGGACAUUUGAUUUGUUGUUCUACUACUUUUGAACUAGGCGGUUUGCCGAACCAUUCCUUCCGUUGUUUGGGACUGGACUGGAUUCUUCUGAAGAGGACAAACGUGUUUUCUGUCGCAUGGCAUUGAUCAUUCGAAUCCAAACCUACACGGAGAAGCGGCCACCGCAUUUUUAAAAGACAAAUUUGGAAGUGGAACCGUGGUAGUAAUGUGCAACAAAAAACUUUGAAAGGAAAUAGCCACCACCUGCUGAUAGUUAAGUAAUAAAAACUACAAAACAACAUGACCGACAAAUUUCUGAUUAGUGACAUAAACUGUGAAAUAGCAGAACGCCCACCCAAGCCUUUGGUUUCUCUUUUCUAGCCUCUCUGCAAGCGAUGGAAGGAGUCAGUCAGAGACGUGUUUUUUUUUUUUCUUUAGGUCUGAACUGUGGUGGCAUACUGUUUGUAUAUAUUCUAUACAUGUAUUUAAUAGUGUUUAAAUGGCUUAAGCAGUUAAGUAGGUCUGAUAUCCGAGAGAAAGGCAGUGCAAUGAGCGAAUGACUACGAAAUGGUUCCGUAGUCCAGAUUCAGUCUGUUUCAUCUCUUUUCUAUCGACAUCAAUGGCAAACAGGGUGUGAAUAGUCUGUGUGCUUAGAGCUUCUGAUGGUGUGUAUUUGUUGGUGUUUACUACAGUAUCUGUGCGUUUACACGCACACCAACAUCCUCUUAUUAAGGAUAGUCAUGUACUAAUGGUGCGUUCCAUUUACCUCUCGAACUCGGAGGCCAGAGCUGGUUCACACCCGAGUUGAAUGCGUUCCAUUUAGCAAGUCGGAUUUUCACUGUGGGGGUUAGCUCUAGCCGGGUUAGCCAUUGUUAGCAAUACCAGUUGAUAACAACGCAUUACGCUAUUAUUUUGUGCAUAGAAACAGCGAUACAACAUGUCCACAGAUAGAAGAUGAACAGUAAUGUGUGUACGACUGACAGGGUUUCCCCCAAAAAACAAGGGGCCGUCUCAAACCAGCCACAGACUGAUGGCAGCAUUAAUAUAGAGCCCAAUAGUUUCUGUUAAACACAAUCAUGGACAGAAUUGCGAAAUUCAGAAUUUAAAAAAAAGCUAUAAGACAGAUUCCAUAGAACCCCAUAUUAAGUCAGGGCUGAAAGUUAACUGGAAUUAAGAAAUAAUUAUAGCUACGUUUAAGUUUCCAACCGAGCUGCCCCUUUGUAACUGUAACUGUAACUGUAGUUUAAAAAACGUCUUAAAAAUAUAUGAAUAAUUCCCAGUGGCUUAGGCCUGGUGGGGGGGGCAACUUACGCCCCGUGGGCCACCAGGAUUGCAAUUGCAACACUGGGGGAAACCCUGGACUGAUUUAGUGAGACACAAAUAAGACAGCAGUGCUAAUAAAGUGUAUGUUACUACAGCUUUCACUACUGUUGAUGCACGGAGCAGCCAUGUUGGAUUUUGAGCUCGGGGUACUGUGAGGUUUUCCGACUCAGGGGGGGGGGGCGUGUUUCCUUGGAAACUUCCGACCUCCGAGUACAAAUGGAACGCACUAUGAAUUCAUUGAGUUGGUGCAGGGUUUUCAGAAACCUACUCUUAUCCAGGAUCACAGAAAAACUGAAUCUGCUAGUUUGAAUUUACUAGUUUCCUGAGGAUAUUUUGUGUACAGCUUCUAAUUGCACUCACUGCAUAGUUUCAUGAGCCCAGGCUAAAUUUUGAAUAUUCAGUUAACAUAUGUACAACAGGAUCUCCUGAGUGCACUUUAUAGUGUCCGUUGUUCAAACAUGUCCUGGAGGCAAAACUGUCAUGCAAAUUAUCUCAUUAGUUGAGGUAAACAUACGUGGGUGUAGCCAGAGUGCCUAAAAUUCCUGAGAGAUCAAAUCUGUUAAAAACGUAUGUAACUUAAACAAUUGUUUAUAUUAAGGACACUUCAAUUUGGCUUUUAAAGAAUAUUGACCUGAAUAUGAAUAUUGUACUGAACAUUUACAGUAAUUUGCCAGGUCUCUGUGGUGGACAAACUAUUUAACUAUUUAUCACUGUUUCCAAAUGACCUCAAACAUAUUUUCUGGCUAUUUUAAACCAUUUCUUUUUACAUAGCAGCUAAAAUCGAUUGAUAUGAUCUACUAUGGAAACCAAGAAAAGGCCAUAAUUACUUAUUUUUUAUAAGCAACUGAUUACCUAAUUUAAAUGUUGAAAUUUAAAUACCGCUGAAUUUAUAGCACUGCAUUUUGUUUGACUUUGAAAUCUGUCUGUCUGACUUCAUGCGGUUUUAAUUCCCCUCUUCAUUCCCCAAUUGGUGCAUUUUAAAAAAAAAUUUCAUUUUCGAGUCUGAAUGUAACCGGUUUUUUAAACUGAUGUAGAAUUUGAGUCGAGUUUUGUGAAUAAUGAACGCAGGUCAGACAGAUGGUUUUAUAUUAUCACGUUAUAUUUAAGUGCUACACAUUCAGUGGUAUUUCAAUUUCAACAUGAAGUAUUCAGUUAAGGUUACAUUUCAGACUUAUCUAUUCAGCUGCUUUUGUUAAAUUCUAAUUAUGGCCUUUCUUUGCUUCCAUAUUAGCCUGUCCCUUUAUCGGUCUCUAAUAGCUAGUCAGUUAGCUAGUUAUCUAAAUCCUGUAACUAUUUAUAUAUGUUAAUGUAGCCUACUGACUUCCUAAAAGCUUAAAAUACAAUAUUCAUGAAUGAAAGACUAAGUAAGCUGUUGAUAUUGCGAUCAGUAUUUCUUUUCUAAUCAGCUAAUGAAGCCUUGUUAUGCUAACGUACCCGGAUAGUUUUGCCUCUGAGAAAUGUUUGUGAAACUAGACCAUGACGUGGAUAUUGUGAGCGACAAUGUUAUUCAGAAAACGGUGUGCGUGUAAACACACUCCACAUCUCUUGUAUUAGGAGAAGAGUAGAAGGUCCCAGUGCCAGUAUUAUGACUUUAGAAAAUGAACUUAAGUUAGUGAUACAUGCCUGAUAUAGUCCAAAUAUGGGUUGAAUACAAAAGUGUUACUGUGGUCGGGAAAGAACAGAUCAUUUUUUUCCGGAACCCAAGGACCAAUGGAGGUUCAGGUUCAGCCGCAUAAAAACGUUUUUUUGGUCAGAUAAAUCGGAUAAGUUGCAAACACUCAAAGCAACAGAAGAGAGGGUAUAUCUUGUUAAAUAAAAUAUGCUCUUUGGGUCAGAUCUUGAAAAUAUAUUCCACCAGUAAUACUUUGAGUCACUCACUGUAAAUGUGGAACUGUCAUAAUUGGACCAUGGAAAAAAACAAAUUAAGACAUUUGUCCAUGCAGUAUAGUCUCUGUUUAUACAAUAUGAUUUUAUAUAUAUAACUAUUCUGAUUAGACUAUUUUCCAGUAGUUGAUGAUGACAAAUAUGAGCUUCAUAUUUACAUGUGGAUGGCAAAAUGGUGCUGAGUAAGACAGUGUUCACACACAAGUAACUUAUACAAAACUUUGAACGGGCAAAUUGUGUAUUUCGCUGCUCUAAUGUUCAUCACCAUGGUGGUUGUUAUGAUUUUGUGUAUGUCUUUAUCAAGAUAAUACAGCUUGCUGGCAAGCUCUGAUUAGGUUGCAUUAAUAA
This is a messenger RNA of Sander lucioperca (pikeperch), 7080 nucleotides long. Its product is annotated as neurabin-2-like. Gene Ontology annotation, cellular component: dendrite; actin cytoskeleton; cytoplasm. Gene Ontology annotation, molecular function: actin filament binding. Lineage: Eukaryota; Metazoa; Chordata; Actinopteri; Perciformes; Percidae. The coding region runs from base 345 to 3041 and encodes 898 amino acids. The transcript is spliced from 15 exons. Gene Ontology annotation, biological process: neuron projection development; actin filament organization; calcium-mediated signaling. The record is from RefSeq and is a predicted model, not a curated record.